Meriones unguiculatus (Mongolian gerbil) is the source of this 8743-nucleotide messenger RNA. RefSeq names its product phosphoglucomutase 2 like 1 (gene Pgm2l1). Gene Ontology annotation, biological process: carbohydrate metabolic process. Lineage: Eukaryota; Metazoa; Chordata; Mammalia; Rodentia; Muridae. Gene Ontology annotation, molecular function: glucose-1,6-bisphosphate synthase activity; intramolecular phosphotransferase activity. The transcript has 14 exons. The record is from RefSeq and is a predicted model, not a curated record. Bases 284 to 2149 code for a protein of 621 amino acids.
ACCCAGACAUCUGGGACUGUUGUUGUUCUCUCGCCUCACGCCCGCCUCAGUCCCUGCGAGCGGAGAUCCGGAGCGGCGCUGCCGGGAGGCGGGCGGCCGUCUCCGCCCUCCCUCUCGGGUCUGCUGAAGCUGUGGCAGGGGCUGGCGCUCACCGACCGCCUCGCGGCUCGCCUCCGAUGCCCGUCGGCAGGGCGGGGUCGUCUGGACCCUGGUGAGCGCACCCAGAGCCCCCCGCCUCGGUGUCUUCGCCCGCCCCUCGGGCCCGCAGACCCGCGCGUCUGCCAUGGCUGAGAACGCAGAAGAUGACCUGAACUCUAAUCUGCCCCACGGCCCCUACCUCACCGGGGACCCGCAGCUAGACACGGCCGUCGGGCAGUGGCUGCGUUGGGACAAGAAUCCCAAAACAAAAGAGCAGAUUGAAAAUCUCUUGCGGAAUGGGAUGAACAAGGAAUUGCGUGAUCGUCUUUGUUGCCGGAUGACUUUUGGGACUGCAGGCCUUCGAUCUGCCAUGGGGGCAGGAUUUUGCUAUAUUAAUGACCUUACAGUAAUACAGUCAACACAGGGGAUGUACAAAUACCUGGAGAGAUGUUUUUCAGACUUCAAACAGAGAGGUUUUGUUGUUGGCUAUGACACUCGGGGUCAAGUAACUAGCAGCUGCAGCAGCCAGAGGCUCGCUAAACUCACUGCUGCAGUGUUGCUGGCUAAAGAUGUUCCUGUUUACCUUUUUUCAAGAUACGUGCCUACACCUUUCGUCCCAUAUGCAGUCCAGGAGCUCAAAGCAGUCGCAGGAGUGAUGAUUACUGCAUCUCACAACCGCAAAGAGGACAAUGGAUACAAAGUUUAUUGGGAGACUGGUGCUCAAAUCACAUCUCCACAUGAUAAAGAAAUUCUGAAAUGUAUAGAAGAGUGUGUGGAACCCUGGAAUGGUUCUUGGAAUGAUAAUUUAGUGGACACCAGCCCACUGAAGAAAGAUCCUCUGCAGGACAUUUGCAAGAAAUACAUGGAAGAUCUGAAAAAGAUCUGUUUUCACAGGGACUUAAAUUCAAAGACCACCUUGAAAUUUGUACAUACCUCCUUUCAUGGAGUUGGACAUGACUACGUGCAGUUGGCUUUUCAAGCAUUUGGUUUUAAGCCUCCAAUUCCAGUUCCAGAACAGAAAGAUCCAGACCCAGACUUUUCUACUGUUAAAUGCCCAAACCCUGAGGAAGGAGAAUCUGUGCUGGAGCUGUCCCUGAGACUGGCAGAGAAAGAAAAUGCCCGGAUAGUGCUAGCCACAGAUCCUGAUGCAGACCGGCUGGCAGUCGCAGAACUUCAGGAGAACGGUCACUGGAAAGUUUUCACGGGGAAUGAGUUGGCGGCUUUGUUUGGGUGGUGGAUGUUUGAUUGCUGGAAGCAGAACAAGUCAAAUGCUGAUGUGAAGAAUGUUUACAUGCUAGCCACCACUGUCUCUUCUAAAAUUUUAAAGGCAAUUGCGCUUAAAGAAGGAUUUCAUUUUGAAGAAACUUUACCAGGCUUUAAAUGGAUUGGAAGUAGGAUAAAAGACCUCCUAGGGCAUGGAAAGGAAGUUCUUUUUGCAUUUGAAGAGUCUAUUGGCUUUCUGUGUGGAACCUCUGUGUUGGAUAAAGAUGGAGUGAGUGCAGCUGUUGUUGUUGCUGAAAUGGCCUCUUUCCUGGAAACCAGGAAGGUAACACUGACGGAGCAACUGACCAAAGUUUAUGAGAAAUACGGUUAUCACAUGUCAAAAACUUCCUACUUCUUGUGUUAUGAUCCACCUACCAUCAAAACUAUAUUUGAAAGGAUUCGCAAUUUUGAGUCUCCAAAGGAAUAUCCAAAGUUUUGUGGGGCAUUUGCUAUCUUGCAUGUGCGGGAUAUAACCACUGGGUAUGACAGCAGCCAGCCUAAUAAGAAAUCAGUACUGCCUGUGAGUAAAAACAGCCAAAUGAUUACAUUCACUUUUCAAAAUGGCUGUGUUGCUACUCUUCGAACAAGUGGGACAGAACCAAAGAUAAAGUAUUAUGCAGAGAUGUGUGCAUCACCUGGCCAGAGUGACACUACCUUACUGGAAGAAGAAUUAAAGAAGCUCAUUGAUGCUCUGAUAGAGAAUUUUCUUGAGCCCAGUAAGAAUGGACUGAUCUGGCGUUCUGUGUAGGGCAUAUCAGUACGUUACUACUUCGCCUUGGCAUAUGGAAUGAAACAUCCAAGAACUCGAUACAGUGAACCUUGUGUUGAAAUUUUCUCAUCUGCCAAGUUAUCUUUUCCCUUUUCUUUCCUGUGUUCAGCUAAAUAGAUUAUAUACCUUUGAAAUGAAAAUGUUUGGAGGGAUAUGUGUCAAAUAUUUUCAUGAUCUUAAAUGACAGUCAUUACAUUGAAAGUGUUCCAGUGGCACGCCAUUUCUCCCAUAUUACAAACAAUCCAAAAGUGAGUUUUCCUAUUGAACUGUGGCUAAGCUUAGUUACAUAUCUUGUCAUUGUGUAUAGCAUGGUUUAAAAGAAGUUAAACAUUAUAUAACUGUAGGGUUAGUUAAGGAAAUUAGGAAAUUACUUCUUAAAGUUGUAUAUGUGGCCGGGGGUACUGUUCCUGACCAUGUGGAAAAGUGUCGUCGUUAUGUUGUAGGUAUUGGUUUUUCAAAUUAGAAACCCAGCUUGGUGGCACCUUCCUGUAUUUACAGCCCUCAGGAAGCUGAGACAGGAGAAUCAUUAGUUAGUUUAUAGCCAGCUUGGGCUGCAUAGUAAGACUCUGUCUCAAAAAAAAAAAAAAAAAGUUUCUAGGUUAUUUAGAUUUUCUGAUUUAGGACAGAUGUUACAGUCUGUGGUGUUUGCACCUCGUUUUGGGUGCCCAUGGUGUGUAUAUUUACUGUAUGUAUUUAAGACUGAUGUUUACUGAACAUAAAACAAUAGUGGCAGCACUCCUAGUGGCUUUGUUCUUGUCCAGUUUUUCAGUCCAUUCUCAGGGUCUAGCAUGAACUGAAAUGAUAUUCCUGUAUUGAAUAUAAUUUCAUCAGUCCAUUUUCAGAUAGUUAAGGAAAAUCGUCUAAACUGUGUAGGUGCUUUCUCUAUAGAAAACAGAGUUGUCAGCUCUAAAAAUGGUUGUAGUAAAAGAUCUUAAUAAAAUCUGGCUUGAUGUAACUGUAAUUGAGUCUUCAUGCUAGGAUUCAGGUAUUAUAAACUUUAAGAGAAAAUAAUCUGUACUGUGGAAUGAGUAUGAAAUUUAUUUGACAGUCUUUUUGAAUUUACAUUUUUACAAUUAUAUUUAUUUUAUCUGAUAAAGUAAUGCUAACUUUAUUAAGAAAUGAAACAUCAAGAUUUAAGUAUUUUCCAAAGCUAUACCACCUUGAUUCAAUACCCAGCCUCAUUUUACCUCAGAAGCUAUACAAGGCUAAGCUUGGUUGGUGCUUGGGUAAGAAGUUUGAAACACUGAAACUGAUGUUUAAAACUAAGAAUUUAUUUAAUGUGUUGCUGACUUUGGAAUUUCUGAUCAUAAAUACCAUAAAUAUUCAUUUUUUCAAUAUGAAAAUAGUUUUCAGGAAAGUCAUUUAUGGUUGAUUCUCUAGCCUUCUGAAAAGCCCUCAUAGAGAAAUAUUGUCUAAGCUUUUCAAAUGGUAUAUUCCUCUACCUAGUUUAGAGAACACACAGUAUAGUUAGGAUAACAGUUGCGAGGCCAUGGGGUAUCAGCAUUUAGGAAAAGUUGCCUAUAGAAGACAGCACUGAUGUUAGAUAAUUUAUCUCCUAAAACUAAUAAUAUAAAGCCUAAACUGAUUAGAAUGUUAAUUAAAUCAUGGUUUGGUUUAUUGGCGCUUUCAGCUAAUUUUGGUUGAGCUCACAUAAUCCAAACACAGUUUUUAUAUUGUUGCCACUAUUGCUGUGUUCCUUCUCCGCUGUCUCAGAGCAGGGUCCUGUAUCAUGGCUGUAGAUGAUAGUUAAUGUACAGUGCCAUUUUUCUGUAUGAGUUUACUUUAAAGGCUUUGCACUAGAGAAGUGGUGUAUAGGAUUUCUGUUUUAUUUUUAACUGUAUAAAACAUUUCAUUGGCUUUGAGGAGUGCACAUUUAGGAAAUGGCAUGUAUUCAACGAAGUGGCACAAUCAAAGCCGUAUACGGAAGACAAUGCAUAUUCGGUUUCAGUGUCUGUGUCCCAGUGGCCCAAAAACAAAAUGAAACGGAAGUGAUGCGACAGCCUACUUAUAACCCCCCAAAAAAAGCCACAUCGUGAUUGCCAUUUGCUUAUGAAGAGAACAUUUUUGAAUGCUUUAGCAUGUGCAAGAGAUAAGUCAUCGUUGAAGUUACUACCAUUUGAGCUCUUAUCUUGAAAAGUUAAAUUUCAACUAUAUAUAAAGGUUCCCAGAGUACAUAGGUUGAAGAGACUGAUUUUUGUCUUAUUUUUGCUUGAUAAACUUGACACAAUGGGUGCCUAGGUGCCUAACAAAAUAAAUUUAGUAGCAGCCCCAAAAAGGGGUGCCAGCUUGUGAGUAUCAGCCUUGGGGUAAACGACAUUAUUUGUCUCUUCCCUUUUCUCAGCAGUAGAAAGGGAAUGAAUAUAUUCUUUUUGAGCACAUAAAUCAAAACAGGUAUUUUCUGGAGCUCUGAGGGAAAGAGUUAGGCUAGUACAUAGCCCAGUGGCAAAGCACUUAUCUAGCAUGCAGAUAAAGCAAAGCUUACAGUUGAUCCCUGGCAAUGCAAGGGGCGGGGGAGAGGGGGAGAGAGAGAGGGUUAUUAGAGCAAAGCCAAAGCAUAAAGUGUAAGGAACAGUAGAGACUGACAAGCAGUGUAUAAAGACCGGUAACAGUGACGUUGAGAAAUGCCUGUGAAGCACAAGCGAGGCUCUGUAACGGUUGGGUAAGGUGUAUGCAAGGCUGGGCACUAGUGUUUGUUAGGGGCGAGUGAGCCAGCGAGCCUACCACUCUCCUACAGUAGUGACCACUGAAAAGAAGCCCAGGUCUAGGAGAUGAGUUAAAAACAUUCUUCCUGUGGAUUCAUUUCCUGCUGAGAUGUGGUUUCAGAAUCACAUGAGAACCAGAGAAGAAAAAGAGCGAAACUGAAAGAAAUAAAAUCAAGGACUAAAAAAUAUAACCUCUAAGGAAAAGCUCAAGGGAUUGGGAUCACUGAACUCCGAAACAGAGGGCUUUGAGAUCAUUUACUAAGUCAUAAGUGUUUGUCGGGGUUUUUACUGAAGGUAUCAAACUGAGAAGCACCAAUGGCACCCUGAUCUCUCGUGAAGAUGCCACAGGGGCUGAGGAUAUAAAAGGAAUAGGCAAGACCUCUCAGAACAAGAAGACAUGGUGGUUACACGGGGACUAGUUGAAAAGUGAGUCAGCAAGGGUAGGAGAGGGUUCAGAGAAGGAUAAUGGGCAACUGUGAUCAUAAUACAUUCUAUACACGCAUGUAAGUGUCAGAAAUGAAUGAAGAGACAAUGGGAAAUGUUCAAGAGGUAAGAAUUUAUGGGGAAAUGAUCACACAACCUAUUUGAAAUCUUAUUUUUGAUGGAAUGAUAUUCAAAAUUUAAGGUAUAUACCAAAUGGCAAUUUGAAGAGUCCAUCAAACAUAUUUUUAAGAAUCAGGCUGAAACAAAACUUACAGAGAGCACCUGCGGUAACGUUUGUGUUUCACUUCAUGUCUAGAGUCUGGCUCACAGGGAACUUGUAUGUAUUUUGAAUGGUAGGUGCAUGAGUGCAGUGAUGGGUGUUCUUUUUAAUUUGAAAACUUUGAGACUUGAACAUACUUGUACUCAUCUGGGAGAACACACAGCUUUAAAGGACAUUUGAGAUGUAUUGCAAAUAUAAAGUAUCGGUAUUCGGAUGUAGUAACCAAAGAGAGAGUCCAAGAGAUUAGAUACUUUGUGAUAUCUGCAUAUAGCAAAUAGGCCCUCCCCACACGCACACUGCAUUUCUUCAUCAAGAUGCUUCUGGAAUUGAUGCAGCAGAAACAUAAAUGGGAGUCUCCUGGAGACUUCAAUGAAUGCUGCUUUUACUGCUGUUUUCAGACUUUCCACUGGUAUUUGUAAAGCUUGAAGAGUACAGAUUCCACUUGGAUACAUUUAAUUUCGUAUUUUUCUUGCUCUACCUCCCUCUUCCCAAGCAACCCUCCACCUUCUGUUACUGUGAAAUGUUACUACCCUGUUACCUCACUGUUAAGAAUCUUCACUGUGUUCAUUCAGAUGGCUUUAUACUUAGUUGUGAAUUGUUUGUUUAUAGACUUGUUUUCAUUAUUAUCAGAACAUUCGAGAUGUACUGUAUAAAGUUACUUUAAUAUCUUUCAAAGCCCUUUUCUGGUUGUGUAGACACUACUAGAUAGUAUCACUGUGGGCUUUUACAAUGAACUUGUUAUCUAAAUUCGUUCUAGAAACUGAUGAGGAAACAGUUAUACUGACCAAAGUGGAUCUAGCAUUUAUUAGAGGUUGCCUGUGCCUUGGGGCAAUGAUAGCAUAAAAAUUCAAGGAAAUAUUUUUAUCCUAUAUGUCCCUCACAGCAUUUUACCAUAAGCUGAAGUAUGAAUAGAGAGCUGGUUGUGGUUGCUCAUAUGUAUACUCUCAGCCCUGGAGAGGUUAAGGCAGGAGAAUUGCUAUGAGUUCAAGGUCUACUUAGGCUACAUGGAGAGAUUUAGAAAAAGAAAAGGCUAUAAUAGAAGAGAAUGGCACGUUGUCUGCCUCUUUACAAAGCAUUGACUAAGCACCAGUCAGAAACAAAAUUAGUGUUUUUAACUAUUCAUGGUAUUGGUACACCCAACAACCAGUCUUCUGUUAGUUGAAGGCUAUCUACUUUAAAAAGAGAACUUAUAGGGGCUGGAGAGAUGAAUCAGAGGUUAAGAGCAUUGGCUAUACAGCCAAAGGUCCUGAGUUCAACUCCCAGCAACCAUGGUGGCUCAUAGCUAUCUAUAAUGAGAUUUGGUGCCCUCUUCUGGCCUGCAGGCAUACAUGUAGGCAGAAUACUGUAUAAAUAAUAAAUAAAUAAAAUAUUUUUUUAAAAGACAGCUUAUAAAUUUAAUUAAGAGGCCAAGACAGGAACAGAGUGACCAGAGUUUGCUUCCUAAAUUUCUCAUCAGCAGAACCCUAAAGCAGAGGAGCAUGAAAAGGAUGGGUAACUAGGCCUUGAAAGUGAAUCCCAAAGAAAUCUACCACUGACGUGGGAGUCCAUGAGAGCCCCUAAGUCACAAGUGAAUUCUCAGUUUUCUACAGUAAAAUAUAAAGAUGAACUUCAAUCUCUGAGAGAGAAACACAGGGGCCUAGGGAUGUAGCUCAGUGGCAGAGUGCCUGCCUGACAUGCCAAAGGUCCUAGGUACAAUAUCCCCAGCACCAUUUACAAACAAAACACCAAAAGUACCAGGAAGGAACACAAGUUUAUCAUGUUACCCUCAAUUCCCAGCCCCAGGCCCCACACCUGAAAUCGCUGCUUUUUCCUGGAAGGACACACAAUGACCUUAUUAUAAGAAAUACACAUUCCAGGAUAUUCUUUGCCUUUCUAACCUAUACUUUCAAAGUAUUACUGCCAGAUUAAUUGAACUGCAACAGCUAUAUUACCCUUGAACUUUGUAAUAGUGCCUGGUGUAUAAACCAAUUUAUUUUAACUCACUGACACUCCUUCACAUGCCUGUCAGCUGCCUGAGAGCUGGUUUCUGUUUAUUGUUUUUAAUAGCUACUCUCCUUAAUAUCUGAUCUCCUUAAUCCAAAUCAGUUUUGCAGUAUUUAACUGGUGGUAAUAGCAAUAAAGGAAAAAGUUUAAAAGAGAACAAAACAUCCUAAUUCAGUUUUUAAAAUAUUACUGAAAUAUCCAGUAAGCAGUGUUUACUAAGCAUGCACACCCUUAAAUAUUCAGUGUCUUAGAGUUUAUAUAUUGUGGUAAACGCCAUGACCAAAAACAACUUGGGAAGAAAAGGGUUCUUAUUUCUGUUUCAUCUUAGAGCUUGUAAGUCCAUCACUAGGGGAGCCAGGGAAAGAACUCAUGGCAAGAACCUAGAGGCUGGAACUGAAGCAGAGGCCACGGAGGGGUGCUGCUUACUGGCUUGCUCUCCGUGGCCUGUCUGCUUUCUGAUAGCAUCCAGGACCACCAGCCAAGGGGUGGCACCACGCAGUGAAAUGGGCCCUCCCACAUCAGUCAUCAAGAAGAUGCCACCUUCCAGUCCGAUGAGGGCACCUUCUCAAUUGAGGUUUCCUCUUCUAAAAUGACUAGCUUGUGUCAAGCCAACAUAAACCUAAUGCAACACACUCAGAGUUUCUUUGGGGAGUGCAAAGCAUCUUUCUACAUGAAAACUAUAAGAUAAAUAACAUUUUGCUCACAAAACAAGGUUUUGGCCAGGAAGGCUAAGAAUGUAUCUUAAGUGGUUUGGAUGCCAUUUUGAACCUGGUAAGCCUCACCUCUCCAGUGAGUCACAUCUGAUUUGAUAUUGGUCGAUGCAUUUUGUCCAAUAUUAGAAUUCAUCAUGUGUGUUAUUGGAGUCACUCAGGCAAAAAAAAAAAAAAGUGGGAAGAGUCUGCAUCUGUAUACGGUGAGACCUUUUUAUAGGUUACAGUAAGCUCUUGGUGUACAUUAUUGAAUAUAACAGAUAAAACACAGGAUUAAGAAUAGAUUUUCUAAUAGUGUCUCAGAAUUGUGCCCUUGUUUUAACAGUUUCUGUCAAUAAUCCCAUCUUUCCCUGUAAAAAUAACAGGGUAUACUGUUAGCUUGUGAGAAUUUGCACUUUUAUGUAUUCGUGUGUGGAUUUCUGUGAUUUUAACCAAAUGAAAUGUUCUCAGUAAUAAACAGGUCUCUUCAUAGUCA